This is a messenger RNA of Colletotrichum higginsianum IMI 349063, 786 nucleotides long. RefSeq lists its product as uncharacterized. The coding region runs from base 1 to 786 and encodes 261 amino acids. The record is from RefSeq and is a predicted model, not a curated record. The transcript has 3 exons. NCBI's taxonomy places the organism in Eukaryota, Fungi, Ascomycota, Sordariomycetes, Glomerellales, Glomerellaceae.
AUGGAGAGUGAAGCUGAGAUGGUGGACGGCUUUGUUGUGGUCGGCAACGCCAAGAUGGUCGUCGAUACUAACGCCGUUGCCAACUUCAUGGCCAACGAUCAUGAGAGUGCUACCAGCGGGAUUCGCAAAAUCAUUUUUCAGAAACUUGGCAGUAUGAGGUUCCUGAAUGAGAAAGUCGCCAAGCAGAACGCCACCAUGAUCAAGCACAAUGAAAAGCUGCUUAAAAAGAACGACAAGGUCAUUCAUGCUAUUGAGCGCCUUCUAAUCUUGGAUGCCGAUGAUCUGGGCCCCGAGAUUGACCAAGUCAAGGGUGACAUGGAAGAUACUGCUCUCUCUUGCGCCGCUCUUAAUGUCGUCAUGGAGCACCUGAAAUGGGACUCUGAUGUCUUCCAGGAUUUCUUCAUGGACUACAUCAUUGAGAAGGGCACAGAGCUGAACGCCAUCGUCCCAUAUACGUACGACUGUGAGGAGGGUGCCCUCCAUUUCCGCGAGUAUGUGCUUUCUAAGGGCUUUGAGCCUGAGCAGACUGUGACGGAGUGGGAGGCUUCUUCCCUCUACAGAGCCUUCACUCAGCUAAACACACGUCACUGUGCGCGACUGUACAUGAGCUUCGUCUUCCAAGCCCUUGACGACUACGUCUGGUCCAACGACAAUUACCAGAACAACGGCUUGGACAAUUGCCAGGGAAAUGAUCAGGACGGCACCCAGGGCUAUGAUGAUCAGGGCAAUGGCUUGGGUGACGUCUCCCAGGCUGACUGCGUUUGCAAACACUCAAAGGCUUGGUAA